AUGUCUAUUCAAUGGGUAGACCGACAGGGAAGAUAUACAACACUCCCAAAGUUAACCAAGGACUACAUCGAUAAAGAAAACCCCUCAGAGGCCGUUGAUGGAAUCCUACAUCUAACUGAACUCUUGAUCCUGUCAAACAACCUUGUCGAGGCCCAUUUAAUUGCCUCAGCAGUGUACAGACUAGUCAAAGCUUUCAAUUUCAUCGACGGCGAGCGCCUUGAUGGGGUCUACACUCCUACCACUCUCGAUAUUUUCUGGACUGUGAAACAAUCAACUUUCCCCCGACCCAAGACAGCACUGCCCUCCCAUCCAAAAGGCCCCGAUACAUGGCUAGCUAAACAUCAAUGGGACAAAUAUCGGGAAUGUACCCGGACAGGCUGGAUGCUAGAGCAUGUCGGGCUCGCCGAGCCUGAGAAUCCCUCUUCUAUCUGGCGCGAGACAGAAGACCCAGCCAUGCUGGCGAUGUGUGUGCGACUGUUAGCGAAAACAACCAUCCCGUGUACCUACCCGUGUGACAAUUUAGCACGGGAAGCACUCGAGGUAGCGCAGAAAUUCUACUCGAUUCCGGAUACACCGGCUGAAGAGUGUGGACGGGGGCCGGAAAAGCCAAAAAGACAGUCGUAUUUAUUGUACCGGCGGUUAGUUGUCGAACUCGCGAUCCGCUUGGGUGAAUUCCAAACAGGAGCGGAUAUCCUUGGCCAAGGACUAGGUGAUGAGGGCGACUUGAGAGAUAUUUUGAUGAUGCCUGGUAUCUAUGAUGUUUUGCCUCUGUUAGCUCGUGGUGGGAAGGAAAGCAAUCCAUUCUUCAUUCCCAAGGAGGAUGCAGUGGUGAUGGCGAGGGAGAUAAUUGCUGCCCUGGAACUACGGGCUGAGCAUGGGAGACAGUGGGCAUUACAUCCUUCUAAGGUUGGAUGGAGGGAGUUGUUGGAUCGACUUGCUGAGGGGGCAUUCAAAGCCCAUCCCAAAGAGUGUCGGGAUAUGGGAAUAGAGAGUGCCAAGGAUCUCCUGUAUGAGCCUGCCACGGAAGAAGAGAUCGCGGCGGCAGAGGAGAAAGUUGGUGAACUGCCUGCUGAUUUCAAGGAGAUGGUUCGAGUGGCGAACGGAUUUGUGGGUGGCUGGCACUUUUUCGCAGGUGGGAUAGCGGGCAUUCAAUCGAUCACCAUAGAUGACGGCUGUGGAGAGAUAGGCUAUAUACAUUACGAGGAUGUUAUGGAGAACAUCGAGUACCAGAUGAUCCGACUUAUGCCCGGCGCGGAAUGUGAUGGAUUCGAUCAUUUCAUUAUCCCUCCUAGGCAUUGGAAGGAGGCUAUGGUGCGGGCCGGAAAAGAGGUCAAAGACGGCAAGUAUCAGUACUGGCAUUGGACAUCCUGGUCGGGGAGUGGCAUCUCUCACUGGGACUCUGUGCGGGACUUUGUUUGUAGCUGCGUGGAGGAGGUAGAAGAGAUGAUCGAGACAGGCGAAGAAGAGGAUUGGGAACCAAGGACGGAUUUAUAA
Penicillium griseofulvum is the source of this 1494-nucleotide messenger RNA. RefSeq lists its product as uncharacterized. NCBI's taxonomy places the organism in Eukaryota, Fungi, Ascomycota, Eurotiomycetes, Eurotiales, Aspergillaceae. The transcript is spliced from 2 exons. Bases 1 to 1494 code for a protein of 497 amino acids. The record is from RefSeq and is a predicted model, not a curated record.